This is a messenger RNA of Sebastes umbrosus (honeycomb rockfish), 8737 nucleotides long. It is a transcript of the gene vps37c, whose product is annotated as VPS37C subunit of ESCRT-I. NCBI's taxonomy places the organism in Eukaryota, Metazoa, Chordata, Actinopteri, Perciformes, Sebastidae. Gene Ontology annotation, biological process: ubiquitin-dependent protein catabolic process via the multivesicular body sorting pathway; protein targeting to vacuole; protein targeting to membrane. Gene Ontology annotation, cellular component: ESCRT I complex. The record is from RefSeq and is a predicted model, not a curated record. The coding region runs from base 532 to 1593 and encodes 353 amino acids. The transcript has 5 exons.
AUGCUUCCUAAAAUGGCGGCGGUUUCUAUCAGUGUGAAGUGAAACUUUCCUAUUUUUAGCGAGUAUUUCUGUCCUUUUGUAAAACAUCCAGUCGACUGGAGAGGUCUGUGUGUCGCAGUGAACAUUAACCGGAACACGGAGACGUUUGGACGGUGCCCGUGAGGACCGAGCAGCGUCGUUGUGGGCUGUUGAAGCGUUAAACCUGCUGGGCUUCCCUCUAAGUUGACGCUGGCUGCUGGCUGCUGACAUUGCGAUCAGACCUGCUGUUGUUGUCAUCAGACUGCUGCUCAACACGGAACCGACGGCUGCGACCGGACACGGCCGAGCAGCUCGGUAGAUAGCCGGUCAAAGCGCGUCGAAAAGGAGUGUUGAAUCAGCUGGAUCCCGUCUCAGGGCUGGUCGGAGAGGAUCCCGAGGACGUGUCACCGUCACCUGUCAGCUGAGAUCAAGAGGUGGUGUUGGAUGUCACCACCAGUCGGUGUCGGGCUGAAUCUGCUCUGCUAGCGUCGAACAGCCAUCCUGGCCAAUCAAAUGGAGAAGCUCCAGGACCUGAGCCAAUCAGAGCUCCAGGAGCUGCUGGACAACCCGGAGAGGGUGGAGACUAUGGCUCUGGAGUCUGACGAGAUCCAGAACAUCCAGCUGGAGAGAGAGAUGGCAUUGGCAUCAAAUCGCAGCCUGGCUGAGCAAAACCUGGACAUGAAGCCUCGUCUGGAGUCGGAGAAGGAGGUGCUGGUCGAGAGAUAUUCUCAGCUAGAGGCCAUCAGAGAAACCUACAGACAACACUGCUCCCUGAGAGAUGGGAUGGCGGGUCAGGUGUCUCCAGAGGCAUUGUUCUCCAGACUACAGACAGAGGGCAGCAAAACGGAGGCAGAGUCAGAGGUUCUAGCUGAUGAGUUUCUGGAGGGCUCUCUGCCGUUGGACUCCUUCCUUGAUCGCUUCCUCUCCCUGCGCUCCCUCGCUCACAAAAGACGGGUCCGGAUAGAGAAACUCCAGGAUAUCCUUCGACAGACGAGCGAAGGUAACCCCAACGCCAUGACAUCAUCAGCAGGCGUCAGCCAAGACCCCGCUGCCACGCCAUCACCGUGGAAUCAACAGACAACAACGGCAACGACUACAAAUCAGCAGCAGCCAAACUCCACACCUCAGUCCUCCAGCUACCAAAGCGCCUCACAGUCAGCCUCCUCGUCCGCAGGGGGCUCCUCCAACCUCCCCUAUAGCCCGUACCCCGUCUCCCCACCCAACGCUCCCCAUGCAGCGGCGGCGGGCUCCGGCUCGGCCAUCCCUCCGUACCCAGGUUCCGGCUCACCUUUCACCCCGGCAGGGAGCUACUCCGGCCCUAGGCCCGCUUUCGGGCCUCCGGGUUCAGCCACCUGCCCUUACCCGACCCAGCCCUCCUUCCCCACCCCACACCCAGGCUCGGCAUUCGGCCAGUACACCCCGAGCCAGCCCCAGAGCGGCCCCGCGCCCUACCCGGCAUCCUACAGCUACGGCGGCUACAGCUACCCGGCCGGGCCUGCGUAUUCCAGCUCUCAGUCGCCGACAGGGAGACCCAUCUACAGACCAGGAUACGGAGUUCCACAGCCGUACUCAUGAAAGCACUACUGCUCCUCUGUCUCAACUCUUCCCCUCUUUGCUAUCUCACCCCUUUUCUCCUCCAGUCUCCUCUACCCUUAGUCCCUCUCCUCUUCUGGUCUUUUUACCUUUUCUACCCUCACCUCUUCCUUUCUCCAAAUGCUGAGAGAGAGGUCUCUCGCUUCACUUAUCUUUGUUGCACUAUUUCUCUCUUUCUCUAAAUAUCAGUCUGUUGAUCUCUCCGUCUUUUCUCUCUUUCCUUUUCCCUCUCUCUCUGUCACCCCUACGAGCCACCGACUCCCCCACACUAGUCUCAGGUUGUUGCGUUGUGUUUAAGUGUUAAAACACUUGUAUCUGGCCCGUCAUACACUCACACUCCUCCCUUUCUCCAUCACUCCCUCCCUCCCUCCCUCCAUCCUCUUCCAUUUCUUGUGUGUGUUGCUAUUUGGCAAUCAGAAAGUCCUUAUAAACACACAAGUGCACUCCCCCCUUAUGGCAAAUACAUGUAUUUGUAAAAACCACAUCAGAGUCCAGUAUGUGUCUGCUUCACAUUGUUAUUCAUGAGCACAGUCUGCAUUGAGAAGGCGACAGGUUUAUGUCCUGGGCUAGUUUCAGGACCCCUUGGGCUACUAAAAUGCAAUUAAAUUGGCUUUAAAGUGGAUGGCUGUUCGAGCUCUUGUAUACUGAGUUCAUUUAAAGAUGCAGGCUUUUGAGAGAACCAUAUCCUCAGCUGUAUAGCUGCUCGGUCUAUCAGCUCUUCCAGACACUUACCUACUACAAACAGAAGAGUGGCAUGUGAAUCUCAUUGUAGACAGUGGGCAGAGGAACCACUGGUAACUCCAGUCACUUUUUUAUUUUCAUCAACCAAAGAACCUUUUUUGUUUCCUUUCAAUUUAACGUUGAAAGAGGAAGUUAGCUGCAGCUGUGUGUCAGCUGCUGUGCUUCCUUUUCCAUCCCUGUAAAGGCCCAGACACACCAGAAAGUAUGUUGAAGCUUGGUGACGUAGUGACUACUCAUAGGGCUAGUUGGUGAACUACUGCAGCUGGUGAGCUAACCCCCUAACACAACAGUAGUGAACCAUGCUUCUUUUCAGUGUUCUCUAUACUGGUACAGCUAAGCAAGCUCUUCAGCUGCUGUCUGAGGUCGGGGUUUUUUUGUGCAGGAGAGGGAACGAAUGUUAACAGGUACUGUAAACGUCUUUCAGUAAGCCUCAUAUCAGCCAAGACUACACGGCCCCUGCAACACUUUUAGAAAUGACCCAAAGCCUAUUUUAAACCACACUUUUUUAAGCAUUCAUUUGUUUCCCACAAUGCAUUCUGGCCCUACAUUCAAGUCACAGAAAUAAGAAAAAAAUCAAUGGAAGUAAAUGUUCUUUUGGAAAGCAUGUUCCGCUGUAACAACAUUGAUAUACAGUAUUAUCACCUCAUAAAGACGACAUGCCGAUCACGUCAACAGUUGCUCGUAGAGCUGAGGGACAUUACACAUAGUCAUCUGAUCCACAGUUCCAGAAAUAAUGAUGAGUGGAUGGCUCUUUAACAAACCGUUCCUUCCUGUGUAUAGUGAAUUUAAAUUUGAAUGCUUUCCCCCGAUGCAUGUCUCCAUUCCUACACCCAAAUAAAGAUGGCAACCGGACAUGUAGACAGCUGUCAUUUUCAGUUGUUAGCAGAUCUUUAGUUAGUAGUUUCAUGUGUUUACGGUUAGGGUUAUUCCACAGAAGAUACAAACAGGUGGCAAAACAGGAAGGGAGUACUACCAUAUGUCUGUAAAAUGUUACAGAGCAUGCUGCUGUGCUAGCUUAAGUGGAUAUGUUGUCGAACAGAUUGCCCACCUGUCCAACAAAUAUCAAUAAAUAGUCACUCCACCUCAGAACUGAUGUGUUUCAGAGUCUUAAAGCUCUUUCCAGUCUUGUUUAAGUGUCCUGGGAGGAUUGGACCAUUCCCAGCAAAUACAUAGAGCCAGGUAGGUUUACCAACACAUGCAGAUCUCUUCUGAGUAAUUGUGGUGCUUUUGUGCUAAGAGCAAGUCAAAUGUAAGUGUAAGCAAUGAAAUAUACUGUAGAUGGUUUUGAUGGAUAUUUCGGGGGAGUUAAGAGCACUGUAGUCCCGUAUAGUAACACCCUGAUACCUGCUGGAGCGUGUCGUUCACAGACCAGUUUGAAACCAAACAUAUAGUUUCACUUCCUUCUUUCCUCCCCACCAAACACAGCCUCAUCUCUUCCUCUUCUGUCCCGACCUCCUCUCUAUCACUCUCCUCCUCCUCCUCCUCCUCCUCCUCCACCUCCACAUCUGAUCGUUGAAUAUGAACUGACGCUUGACGAUGAUUACCAGAUUUCUAUAAGUUCACACUAUCCGUGAGAAUCAUGUGGUGUGUAUAGUGUAAUGGAGUGAAUUAUAAAGGUUGGUGAUCAGUUCUGUGUCAAUUUAAUCAACUCAAAUAAUAUCAUUGAAAUAAGAACGGAGGUAAAUGAUGAAAGAUCAUUCAUAGGUCUUUUAGAGGUACAUACUGUACCAACUCUCUCAAUUUAAUAUUAACCAAACUAGGCCUGUCACAAUAACAACUUUUGUUGGAAUAUAUAUUGUCCCAGAAAUAAUUGUGAUAAAUGAUAAUAUUAAUAUAUUAUAUUAUUGAUAUUAUUUUUGAUUAUUGAUCAUAUAAUAGCAUGAUAAUGCAAGUACACCGUUUCAAAAAGCUAUGCAUUUUUAAUUUUUAAAAAUAUUCAGACAUUGGAAUUAUUUAUAUAUAUAUAUAUAUAUAUAUAUAUAAUGUGGGAUGUUAAUAAUUAACCGUUUAACCGUUAACCGAUUAACGCUAUCAGUUAAACGGUUAAAAUAAAUUUUAAUAAUUAAUUAAAAAGCUGAUCAAAACUCAGUGUAGGUGACAUUCUUAUGUGAACAAACACGCAUGUAAACACAACGGGCCAUAUCGAGGUCAGUGGAUAUGAUGGAGGUCAUGUCCACAUACCGUACGAUCGGCCGACAUAGUAAUUAUUGCGACAGGCCUAAACCAAACUAUGAUAUCACAUGAAACUGUUACCUUGCAAUGUAACAUUUCAUCAAGUUAAUCAUAUUCAAUCUUUUACAUCUCUCAGCUACUUCAGAGCACUUUAUUGAUGUUAUCACUAUCCAAACAGCAGUUAAAUAGUCUCUUUCUGAUAUUGUUGAGUCCACCCAGCUCAAAACGUCAUCGGCGUAGUCGGAGAAUCUCAAGGAAUUCAGCGGUGCUGUAACAAUGUCAGGAAGUGUGUCUUAACAUUAACGUAUUAACACUAACUAAUCUUGAAGUGAUUGAAUUUUAUCCAAAUUGGUCCCAGACAAAAAAACUGUACAGCUAUUAACACCCCCCCCCCUCUCCCCAAACAAAGCAAGGGAAUCAUUGAAGGGAGGUGAAGAGGUCAUUGAAGAGGUCAUUCAUUCAUUUGUCAUCCAAUUAGUUUGAUUAAAUGUAAAUGUUGGAAGCUAGUGUGUUUAUUUCAUGACACACCUGCAUGUCAGAGAAUCCAGAAGAGAAUCAUUUGCUUCUUUUUACCUGUUGGGAUUAUUUAAUAGAGCUGUUUAAUCGGUGUGUGAGCCUCAGAAAGAAUCUGUCACUACUGUCACAGCUGGAGUUUCAUCAAUCUGUCAUGACAGCCUCUGUUUCUGUUAACGUGGCUUCCACAUGCAGGCCAACUGGACAUCUAGCAGAAGACCGGCAUUAGUAAAGGACAAUUCUGUAGUUGUGUUUUAAUUAUCAUUUAUAGCCUGGUUUGAGUUUCCUGUUCGUUAUCACCUGAAGUCCAUGAAAUGAUAAUAACUGUGUGUCCACUUCAUCUGUUUAAAACCUGUCUGACUGGUUGUCUGAAUGGACUCAGUCAUCAGGUUUAUCUUUACCACAUCCACAGAUCUCGGCAGCAUUUCUGUCACUUAUCAUAUCUGAUAGAAAUGAUGAAAACAAGAGCAGGUGGGUUUUAAAAAAAGUCUAAAUCAAUUAUCUGGUAUCGAGUGCUCAUCGAUAUUCAAUUCAAAAUGUUUGCUCUCACUUUCUGUUUCACAAUGUGUUCUUCAUAUAGUGUAUGUGCUGUAUAAUAUAGAACAAAAAAAAUGUAUUUCUAGCAUAUACAACUACAACUCCACGAUGUUUUGACAAUAUGCAUAUAGUCAAAAGACUCAUGGGAACUGUAGUGGUAUUUGUAGAGGGCAGUGCACCUCCCAAAGAUCAAAUACCAUUCAGAAGAGUCGGGGUGGAACUGUAAACCUCUUUCUUUUGUCUGGAAUGACGACAUGGAAAAAACCUCAUCCAACCAUGUGACCAACAAGGUGAUCUGAAGGCGUGGAACCUUAUGUAUGAAACUGAAGCGUGGCUCGUGUUAUUGGCCAACGCCGGCCGUCAUUUCAGAGCCCCAGAAUAUGUAGAAUUUGUCUCACGGUUGGAUGAAGAUGCUCUGUGUAGUUGCUCCAACCACGAAGGUCUUUCUGUGCUGAAAUUUGAAAAGCAUCAUUUCUUUGAUGACUUUUGAGAUUUUUCUCCAAAGAACCACCGGCCGUGAUUGGAACAGCAAAAUGUAAAAUUAUUUUUUGAAUGAUGUGUUUGGAUCACUCUUCUGUUAAUCAAUAGGUUCAGAAUAGACAUGUAUUUUAGCUGAGAGCGUCAUGGAUUGUUCAAAUACAGGUUGCUGUGAGAGAAACCGUUCAUAUGCUGGUUUAACAUAACACAUGGUCAAGUGUUUGGAUAUCAUUCUGACCAGCUAAAGUAGCUCUGCUAGUCCAGGAGAAAUACAACAAAUCAACACAAGUUUAAAAAGAAUGAUGGUAGUUUUGCUUGUGUAUAAUACUACUUACAGACCGCUAGGAUGACAUGGAUAUAAGUCAGAGGUACCAUCCUUUAUAAAGCAUUAUAAGCUGUAACUAAUGGCUCUAAUAAUGGUUAAUAAAUAAUGUAUUAAUGCCUCAUAGAUUAGUUUAUCUUUAAAGGGGACAUAUCAUGAAAGUCCAGCAUGUUGUCCGCAGCGAGCAGAACGUGGCUCACUGACUGCUGGAUCCUGGAUAUAGCCUGGUAAUGUUAUACAUGGAUGCUAGAUAAGGUUGCAACCAAACUUUUUUCACUUCCCUGGAGUCAACAAGCACGAACGGAUAUCCUAAAGGAACAACGCUGUAUACGUUUGCCAUACUAACUUUUAACUUAAGCGGAUUCAGUGAUUUGGGGGCCCUAGGCACACAUUGUCUCGCUUUACUUUUCACCCUCUCUAACUGGGAAUGUUGGUUUUGGCAGUGGUAGAAGAAGUAGGCUACUCAAAACUUUUUUUGAAGUAAAACUAUUAACUAUUAAUAGUAAAACUAAUACCCCACUGUAAAAGUCCUGCAUUCAAAUGUUUACUUCAAGUUAAGAGUGAAAGAGAGGUAUUAUCAGCGCAAUGUACUGAAAUUGACUUAACAAGCUUUCAGUUCUAAUAUGAUGCUGGAUAGUUUACUGAAUAAUAAUGCAUCAUAUUUUAAUCUGAAUCUGCAACGUAACAUUUCUCUGUCAGGUAAAUGUAGUAAUACAAUGUUUUCCUCUGAAGUAAAAGUACACAGUAAGUCGUGUACAGUUGAGUUGCAUAUUUUUAGGUGCUUUUGGGGGCUUUUUUAAUUUUUUUCUGGGUUCAAUGAGUUAGAAUAACAUGAUUGAAUACUUGAAAACAUCAUAAUAAAUCUAUAGCUGUUGGGGCCCUUUAGUUGUGGCCCCAGGCCCAGGUUGCCAUAUACCUUUCCUAAUGGUAAAGUCUGCCCCAGGUGUUUUUCCCCAUGAACCAAGAGUGUAUUUCACCAGUGUUUCUGACCGCAAGUUGCCACAACAUGGGUGUGUGACGUAACUACUGUAUGACAUGGCAGGUGUGUUGCUCAGGACCCACGGCAACGCAGUGUCGAGUGUGAAGUUGUUUUUGGAAGAGCGGUUCUUGAGAAAACUUCAAGCAGCAACACCACAGGCCGAGCAUUCAGCCCGUUCAAACAGGCACUGUAUUAGUGAGAAAAUCCUUAAAGCUUAACUGCCAAUCCUUUGUGAAUACAUACAUGGAGAAAUGUGUGUGCUUCAGAGUUAGUAUAGUAUUCAUGCUAACCUAGCUUAUGUCAUUAGUUUGUUUAGAAAAUGCAUAACAUUUUGUAAUUUAGGAUAUAUUACAUUGUACAGCUGGACACUCCUUUCUCUUCUUAGCUCAGGAAACGUCCUCCUUGGACAGCGGACAGUCUGGACCAAAAAAACAUGAAUGAACUUAUUGAUAUUUACAUAUUUCAGACCCGAUGGCUUCGUAGAAAGUGAGAAACCUGUGCAUGUUAAUGGAUUACCAACAUUUAUUACUGCGUUAUUACCAAAUAGAAAAAGCUAAACAGGUUAAUGGGAUUUUUCUUGUGUUCUUAUUAAUAUCCUAUUACUAUAAGCCAUUAGUUACAAUGUAUAAAGCCUUUAUGAAGGGGGGCCUCACUACAACCAAACGUGAUCUCUACCAGCAGGUCAGAAAGAUAACCAGACUGUUAUCAUAUCAGAUCAUGCAUGUGAUAAUGCAUGCUCCACCUGCUGCUGCCACACGAUGGCACAAGCUAACAGGCUGACACAGUCUGGGUCGGACACGUUUCAUGUGGCCUGUCGUCAGUCAGUCAGUCAGUCAGUCAGUCACGUUGUAUAUUCGUAUGAGAAGCUGUUUGUCAUGUCGAGCCCCACAGUGAGGGUCGGUCAGGUGUUGAUCUGCUCAAAGGACAUGAUGUGCAUGAAGAGUAAAAGGCCUGUUGAUGUCCUGUACUUCCAGUACUUCCUGUACUUCCAGUAUGGUGCUGACAUCAUUCUCUUUACUUCUAUAUCACCUGUGUUUAAGUUCAGUCUUCUACCUUUUACUCACCACACACAGACCAGUGUUUUGGCUGGGUUUCUACACAUCAAGGUGACUCCACUUCAGAUGAACAUACUGAAAUACUCUUGAGCAUGACGAGCUUUUCCAUAUGAAUGAUUCUGGUGGGUUUGUACUGAGGAGAAAGAAUGAAGCACAAAAGGAGAUGUUCUAAUAUAGUCUAGCAUUAAUAUUAUUCAGAGGGGAUUUAUCUGUUCUUCUGACGGCGAAGAAUUAUGUGUUGUUAAUGAUGGCUGCAGAUUGUUAAAGAGCCUUUUUGUCUUCUUUCUCUUUUUUCUGGGUUGUGACUAAUUAAACAGAAGUUGAUCUAAA